Messenger RNA from Colius striatus (speckled mousebird), 1650 nucleotides. RefSeq names its product transmembrane protein 171 (gene TMEM171). The transcript has 5 exons. The coding region runs from base 295 to 1293 and encodes 332 amino acids. The record is from RefSeq and is a predicted model, not a curated record. NCBI's taxonomy places the organism in Eukaryota, Metazoa, Chordata, Aves, Coliiformes, Coliidae.
UCCAGUGCCGCCCAGGUAUGUGCUGUCUCCCGCAGGUGCUUAAAUAGCGGCGUCGGCCGCGCUACUGCUGUCCUUCGUACCGCGGCCAGAACAGAACCUGUUCUCCUGUAUACUUGCUCUUGCAGCUGUAUAGGACAGAAAGUUGAUUGAAGGAGAGAAACAGGCAAGUCUUUACUGCCUGUAGAAGGAGAAGCAAGAUUUAUAUGCUUUGAAAAGAUCCACUGUAAUUUUCUGCCACUUAAUGCAAACAGGAAAAAAAACCCCAACCUAUCUGCUUGAGGAGAUUCUGUUGUAAUGUAUCCAGUUGCUGUUCCUGCACCAGGAGAUGGAGGAAGUGAUGGACAACAGGGGAAGCUUAUUUUUUCCCUUUUUAUUUUUGGAGCUGUGUUGCUCUGUGCUGGAUUCCUGCUUUCAGUCUUUAUUCUCCAGUCGUGCCCAUCUGGAACCUUUAGUGACUGUAAUGAGGUCCUUAAGGCUGCUGGGCCUGUGCUGGCUGUAAGUGGCCUGGUUUGUGUUUUGCUGGCACGGUCAAGGGCCAGGCUGUAUUUCAGGCAAAGACAGUUGCAAAAUGAGCAGGUGUAUAGCCUUGUUUUUUGUCGUGGGAACUGCCAGUUUACCCAGUUUCUCAUAUUUGGAUUCCUGUUUUUAACUAGUGGAAUGCUGAUUAGCAUCCUGGGCAUUUGGGUUCCUGGCUGCAGCCCCAGCUGGCACAACAUACAGCUCAACCACACCGGCAGUUCUGAUGUGGACCUCCAGGGCUGUGGAUUCCUGUCGCUUCAAAUCAUGGGACCUUUGAUUGUGCUUACUGGGUUGUGUUUCUUUGUGAUAGCUCAUGUUAAAAAGAAACAAAACUUAUAUCUCAACCAAGAAUCCUGUGAAAGUGAAGAACAUCCUCAGAGCCCUGAAUCUUUUCAGAUUACAGUAGGUGAUGCUGUAGUAGUAUUCCCACCUCCACCACCUCCUUAUUUUGCUGACUCUGUGUCACCAACCGUGACAUGUUGUCUUAUGUCAAGUGGAUUGCCUGCAAGUGAAAAUCCUCCACCAUACCACUCAAUCUUCAGUGACGGAGCACAGCUUGCAGAUGAUGAGAGAACAGUUGGUGUUAGAGACUAUGAAACCAUAUAUACCAUUUCUGGAAGCAGCUCACCUUCGGAUAUUCUACCCAUGCUGUAUCUCUCCUCUGAAUCGCCUCCAAAAUAUGAAGAAAAAGCUUCAAUAACAAAUAGUGAAUAUUCUCCUUCAUCCUCGUCGUUUUCUUCUAUUUCCUUAUCCACAUCUGACACCAGCUCAUAGAGGACUGUCAGUUGGACUUCAUUUUUAAAUUAAGUCAUGUGCUCAGAUUUACAGUUUUUGAAUUUAUUUACAUUUUGUAAUAAAAGCAAUAACGUUGGCCUUGUCUAAUUUUUCAUCAAGAAGCACAAAUGAUGGAAUUCGGGUUUCAGUAAGUACUAGAUAAUGCUGAGCUUCUGCACAUAUAGGCCGAAGGGAUUCAGUUCAGUGCAAGAAUGUUAAGUGCUCAUCCUGUUCUGUUGCAGCUUCAGUUUCUAUUUUCAGUUGUUCUUUAUAUAAUGGAAGCACUAAGUAGAGACCAACUUUUUUUUCUUCUUCUUAUUUUAAUUAAAUCUGUUUGGAGCUUCAAAAAAGAAAUAA